UCGACUGCUGCCUCUACUACUUUGACUACUACCACUACUAUGGCGACUGAACUGACGACUAUACUUGGGGCUUCGACUUAACGAUGACCCCCAACCAUGGAGCAGGACCAGAUGGCAGCGAGGAAGAAGGCUGAGGCGCAACAGCUGCAGAUUGAACUGAAAUCUGAUGACGACUGGACUAGCUUCUGCAAGAGACCAGGACUCUUGGUGGUGGACGUGUACAGUGAGUGGUGCGGGCCCUGUACCAGCAUGACUGGCCACCUCAGACGCAUCAAGCUUGAACUGGGAGAUGAGUACCUCACCCUGGCCAUGGCUCGGUCUGACACCAUUGAAGCUCUCAUCAACUUCAGAGGAAAGGCUGAACCAACAUGGAUCUUUCUCGGGUCUGGUAAACCAAUGGCAGUCAUCCACGGUGCUGACGGUCCCCAGCUCCUCACCACCAUCAGGCGACUGCUUAAGGUGGAGGUUGCUGCCCUCAAGGGUCGUGGUGACCGUCAGGUGGUCUUGCUGGACUCCCUGGUGAAGCCUGAGGAGGUACUCGAACCUGACGAGGACCUAGAUGAUGUGGAGGGUGAGCUGCACAAUUUGGAUGACAGCGAAGAGAACUCUGAAGCAGAGGAGCCAGUGCUGCAGCAGGGCGUGCUCUUCAUCCUCCCACACAUUAUCUCUCAGGAAAAGGCCGAGACCUUCCUCUCCAACGUGGUGGCCGCAGGAUUUGAAAUUGCUGGUCAUGUACAAGAAGAGCUUACCCGGGAAGAGCUCCACGACUUCCUCUUUCCUCCAGAGCCCGAAGUGGUGGAAGAGGAGGCGGAGGUAGAAGAGGAGGUGGAAGACAGCGCCGAGAACAUGGAGGAGGAAAGUGGUCAGGAUGGGAAAUCUGAUGACGGUCCUUCUGAUGACAACUCCAAUACUGUCAAGACGGCAGGAGAGGAGGAGGAGUCUGCAGGUGAAAAAGAAAGUGUGGGAGAGGAAACAAGUGAGGGAGGUGGAGAUGGGGACACUCAAGAUGACCUUCAGCACUGGGAGGAACAGCUCAGUCAUGGACCUCUCUAUAUGCUCCUCCUCAAGGUGGAAGAAGGAUGUGUGGUGACUGCUUGGUACCAAGUGCUGGGACCUCAGGACCUGGAGACAGCUUCCCGUGACCAACCAGAGUCGUUAGUGGCUCAAUUUGGGGAGGAGGAGCAUGUGGUGCCCGCCUGGCUGCCUCGGGGACGUGCUCUCCAGGAGCGUCUAGCCUCCAGGUUCUUCCCGCCGCCUCCAGAUGCCUCUGUGCCUAGGCUACUGCUACUGCCAGAUACCGAUCAUCACCAGGUUUUGGAGAAGAUGAGUGUGGGUGGCGUGCGAGUGUUGGCCCACACACAAGCUACACUGCAGCAGGAAGCUCUUCAGAGUAUCACCAGUCUUGCCACUUCUCAGGAACUUGCCAAAGUCAUUGGGUAGGUCUUCGUGCAGCCUUGUUUUACAGUCUAUACGUCAUUCGCUUCCCCCUGUAGUCACAAUUAGGUAAACAAUACUCUAUAUUGCAGUAUGUCAUCCCAAAAGGUCCGUCUCUAUGAUAAGCUUGUGUGUGUGCAUUACCACAAUCAUCACACCGGUUGCCAGUAUUAUACAAUCUAAUUCAAUUUUUUUUUUUUAUCUUUGCUUUUCACAUACAGUACCAGUUUGAUAAAGCACUAUACAUUUCAUCAUACUGUACAGUAUAACUAGACUAAGACCACUUAAACAUCUUUUAUUAACCAGAAUUGAAGUGAUACUUUUUAUUUAAAGUAUUAUGAUACAUUAUUAAAAAAUUGUCGGGCAUAACAACACUGUACAAUUUCUUAAAAGAAUUGAUACCAGAGUCCAUGUAACAAGAUUUUUAUUUGUUUUCAGGAAUGUAGUGCUGGCUGUGGUUUUGACAGGAGAAGGAAUUGAGGAAUGUGUAGCAGAAUUCUCACCCUUGUACCUCACCCAGGACACGACCAGUGCCCAGGCUGAAGUGGAGUUCUUUUUUCCCGACCUCCUUGUUGCCCACGAGCACCAAGACGAGCCCCAGACACAGAUGCAGAUUGAACAGAACAAGGAAAGCAAUGCAAAGUGAGCAAUCUCAUUUUUAAGAAAUGUGGACCAUUAAAAUGCAAUCAAUAGACCAUUGCAGUCUAUAGAUACUGUAUGCCAACUUCCCAUAUUUUGUUGUUAUCCUGUUCACACAAGCUUCUGGUGUGAAGGGUGUGUUGGGAUUAAAGGAAAUGAAACAGGCUAGAGAGUAGAUUUUAAGUAAGCCUGGCAGUCUGGAAGAUUAGACUAUUGUUGUGGCAAAGAUGGAAUGAAGAAUUAAAUAUAUGAGGAAGAGUUUAAAUUCUUCAUUACCAAGAAUUUUAGAACAAGUGACAAAACUCCUAUCUAAUUUAACUUGCUUACAAAAAAAAAAAUAUG
Procambarus clarkii (red swamp crayfish) is the source of this 2415-nucleotide messenger RNA. RefSeq names its product thioredoxin domain-containing protein 6. NCBI's taxonomy places the organism in Eukaryota, Metazoa, Arthropoda, Malacostraca, Decapoda, Cambaridae. The record is from RefSeq and is a predicted model, not a curated record.